Messenger RNA from Chaetomium globosum CBS 148.51, 1461 nucleotides. RefSeq lists its product as uncharacterized. Gene Ontology annotation, biological process: transmembrane transport. The transcript is spliced from 5 exons. The record is from RefSeq and is a predicted model, not a curated record. Gene Ontology annotation, molecular function: transmembrane transporter activity. The coding region runs from base 1 to 1461 and encodes 486 amino acids. Lineage: Eukaryota; Fungi; Ascomycota; Sordariomycetes; Sordariales; Chaetomiaceae.
AUGGCAUCUCGGGCUUCCCUUGGGACCUCGGUCAUGAGGUCCCGGCCCUCGACCAGCGAAGGGAGAUCCGGCCCAUCUUCUUUGUCGUCCACCCCCGACCUCACCAGCAUCGCCUAUGAAAAACAACCACACCAACAACCCCCAUCCCUCACAAUAUCUCCCGCAACCCCCAUCCCCUCAAAAGAACCCCCGCUCCAACCCAACAACAACAACAACAACAACAACAAUGCCAACGCCAAACCCAAAGACCAACCCCCCUCCCCCUCAUCCGACCCCGACCCCGAUGACCCCCCCUUCAGCAUCCACGCGCCCCUCCCCAAAACCCUGAUCACCCUCGCCGCCUCCCUCGCCGCCCUCUUCAGCACCCUCUCCUCCUACAUCUACUACCCGGCGCUGACCCGCAUCGCCGCCGACCUGCACGUCUCGCUCAUGCUGGUCCAGCUGACCAUCACCUCCUACCUGGUCGUGGCCGGGGUGGCGCCCGCCUUCAUGGGGGACAUGGCGGAUCGCGGGGGGCGGCGGCCGGUGUAUGUGCUGAUGUUUGCGUUGAUGGUGGGCGCCAAUGUGGGGAUCGCGCUGCAGGAGAGGUAUGAGGUGUUGUUGGUGCUGCGGAUGGUGCAGAGUGCGGGGUCGUCGGGGAUGUAUGGCGCAGCGUAUGGGGUGAUUGCGGAUGUGGCGACGAUUGGGGAGAGGGGGUCUAGGACGGAUUUUGCUACAAGCUUGGGGCCGGUUAUUGGGGGUGGUUUGACGCAGGGGUUUGGCUGGCGGGCUAUCUUCUGGUUCCUUGUCAUCUUCACGGGGUCGCACUUUGUUCUGAUGUUGUUGUUCUUUCCGGAAACCCAACGAAAGAUCGUAGGGAACGGGAGUAUCAAGCCGAAGGGGUUCAUUUACCAGCCACUCUUUUCGCUGAUCUGGAGGAGAAGGGGAGAAAAGGAUGGUAAAACGGCAAUCUCGGGAGAGCAAAAUGGGACUGAGGAGGGAGCACCGCAAAAAAGCAGGUUCCGGUUUCCGAAUCCUCUGGCUUGCUUGCCGGUGUUGGCAAACAAGGGGUCCCUGCUCGUCAUUCUCAUCACGACUAUCAACUACGCGGUCAAGGCGGCGUUGCAGACCUCACUUGAUGCGCAGUGCGUCGAGUUGUACGGCCUCAACUACAUCCAGGCCGGACUGAUCUACCUCCCGUCAGGGGUAGGGGGCGCGGUGGAUAAUCUUAGCGGGAACCUCCAGAAAAGAAGAACUAACAAGCCGAAACACCUAGCACAUCGCGGUUAUGCUGGUAAUGCAGCUACUGACUGGGACUUCAACCGCUUCACUGUUCGUGACCUCAACAUGGACCGGUCCGCCACUGCUCAGGCGGCCAGCAACCUGGUUCGUUGCCUCAGCGCUGGCGGAGCAGUAGCCAUCUUGCAACCGAUGGUCGACAAUCGUUGUAUCGUGCAAAACCGUGUUCAUUCUGAUGGCUGA